Knipowitschia caucasica is the source of this 216-nucleotide messenger RNA. The record is from the annotation of a GenBank genome assembly. Lineage: Eukaryota; Metazoa; Chordata; Actinopteri; Gobiiformes; Gobiidae.
AUGCACACAGACCUCCUGAAUCCUGAGAAGAAAUGCCACGUGCUUGUUCCUAUCCACGAUUCCAACAUCUUUCUCCACUGCCUGCACAAGAACACAACAUGCAGAUGUGAGCCCUGCUAUCCAGCGACUACACACAAGCUACAAGUAGUUCACCAGUUCUUCAAAAAGGAGGAGAGGAGAGGGGGAUCUACAGACUUGUGCCCAGACAAAGUAUGA